Messenger RNA from Striga hermonthica, 660 nucleotides. The record is from the annotation of a GenBank genome assembly. NCBI's taxonomy places the organism in Eukaryota, Viridiplantae, Streptophyta, Magnoliopsida, Lamiales, Orobanchaceae.
AUGGCAAAAAAAUAUGGAGGACUUGGGUUUCAGGACAUACAACUCUUCAACGCAGCCCUCAUAGCAAAGCGAAUCUGGAGACUUCUUACAGUGCUAGACUCAUUGGCGAGUAGAGUUCUCAAAUCUAAGUACUAUCCUAACUUAUCACUUUUUGAGGCUCAGAUCCCUCAGAGCUCAUCUUGGCUAUGGAGGAGCUGGCAUGAAGUCCUGCAGGUCUGUGCCAAAUGGAUGCACAUUGAAAUCAGGAAUGACACCACAACUAAAAUAUGGGACCAACAUUGGUUGUCUAACCUCACAGGCAAGGCAGUUGAGCUACUCCCUGGAAUUGACAGAAAUUGUGUAUGGGUUAAAGACCUCAUGACUGAGGAUGGUUGGAACUGGGAUGAAAAGAAGCUGAGAAGAACUUUUCCACCUCACAUUUGUGCCCUUGUCCUCACUAUUAAAACUCUUAACCCCAAUCUUGCAGACAUAUGGAGAUGGAAGAUUCACAGCAAAGGGCUCUUCACUGUGCAGUCUACCUAUGCUCAGCUUCUAACAGAGAAAUUUCUUAAGUUGAGGGAAAACUUCUCGACUAUGAUGGAUUCCGAGAAAGGAAAAUUGCAGAAAGGGGAAGAUGAGAUACUCCAAAUAAAAGUUGUACCGAAGAAGAAGAGAAACUGA